Molecule: messenger RNA, 480 nt
Organism: Knipowitschia caucasica
Lineage: Eukaryota; Metazoa; Chordata; Actinopteri; Gobiiformes; Gobiidae
Source: the annotation of a GenBank genome assembly
AUGGCGGCCAACAGCAGCAGCACGGGAGGAAAAUCCAGCAGCGGUAGUGGCGGAAAACUGUCCGGCCUGACCGCGGAGCAGGUGGUGGGCACGUUUCAGAGGAUGCGGCAGGAACAACGCAGUAUGGCAUCAAAAGCUGCGGAGCUGGAGAUGGAGAUCAACGAACACACUUUAGUUAUAGACACCCUCAAAGACGUUGACCCUUCUAGAAAAUGCUUUCGUCUUGUUGGAGGAGUUUUGGUCGAAAGAACAGUAAAAGAAGUCUUGCCAGCUUUGGAAAGCAACAAAGAACAGAUUUCCAAAAUAAUUGAAACGAUUAACACGCAAAUGCAGACAAAAGGGCGGGAGCUUACAGAGUACAGGGAGAAGUACAACAUUCGAUUGGUCGGCGAAGGAGAGGCGGAGUCACAGGCCACACCCUCUGACCAGAACAGUGAAGGAGGCGGCUCUAAAAGUGGAACUGGUGUUUUAGUGUCUUAA